Molecule: messenger RNA, 889 nt
Organism: Sorghum bicolor (sorghum)
Lineage: Eukaryota; Viridiplantae; Streptophyta; Magnoliopsida; Poales; Poaceae
Product: translationally-controlled tumor protein homolog
Exons: 5
Coding region: 161-664 (167 amino acids)
Cellular component (GO): cytoplasm
Molecular function (GO): calcium ion binding
Source: RefSeq, a predicted model, not a curated record
GAUCGGACGGCUGACACCGCGGCCCGGAUGUUUCUCCGGGACCAUAAAUGCGCCGCGGCCGCCUCCGCCCGCAAACCCUCGCAACGCUGCCGCGCCUCCGAGAGCCUCAUCUCCUCCACCCACUUGCGAGCGAGCUAGGGUUCCGAGAGCCGCCGGCGCCAUGUUGGUCUACCAGGAUCUGCUCUCUGGCGACGAGCUCCUCUCCGACUCCUUCCAGUAUAAGGAGAUCUUUGACGGCGUCCUCUGGGAGGUCGAGGGCAAGUGGGUCGUCAAAGGAGCUGUCGAUGUGGAUAUUGGUGCCAAUCCAUCUGCCGAGGGUGGUGAAGAUGAGGGUGUUGAUGACCAGACUGAAAGGGUUGUUGACAUUGUUGACACCUUCCGCCUCCAGGAGCAACCCACAUUUGACAAGAAAACAUUUGUGACUAACAUUAAGCGCUACAUCAAGAACCUCACUGGCAAGCUGGAGCCAGAGAAGGCAGAUGAAUUCAAGAAGGGCAUUGAGGGUGCCACCAAGUUCCUUCUUAGCAAGCUCAAAGAUCUUCAGUUCUUUGUUGGUGAGAGUAUGCAUGAUGAUGGAAGCCUAGUGUUCGCUUACUACAAGGAAGGUGCCACUGACCCGACAUUCCUCUAUUUUGCUCAUGGUCUGAAGGAGAUUAAGUGCUAGGCGGGCAUGCCCUCUUUACCUCAUGUUGCUUGUUAUCAUCUUUACCUCAUGUCGAUGGUUAUCAUCUAUAUAAUACUAUCCUAUUUUUGUUCUAGUAUGGAUUAUGUCAUGGAUGGUUAUGGAAAAACUGUUUUGGAAAAAAACUGUUGGAAGAAUGGAUUCGGAUUAUGACGUGAAAUGUUUUGGAAAAACUGAGAAGAUUGGAUUGGAGUUUUCCAAUAUCUA